AUGGCAUCCCUGGCUCACAAACGCAAGCGCGACUCGCUCGACCAUGAUGUCGGCCAUGCUCCUGCGCCCAACGACUUCAAGGAGUUCAGAGGCUCACCAAAUGGUCAGGUCGAGUACGAAACGCCCUUCCUUCACACUAGCCACGAGAACGACAUGCCGCCGCAUUUCGCUGAUGCUUUGGUUCAACACAAUGCUGGCGACCACGGUGUGCAUGACCAUUCUCUACAUGAUCACAAUGUCCACAAUCAAGGCUCUACCAACGGUCAGAGCGCCAGCGAGACAGCGAAUGCUGCUUUACACUACUCCAUGGGCGUGCCACAGAACCAUGACGAGUCUUUCCUCACUCACAAUGAUGGUCAUCGCGAGUCGAGUGCCACCUUCUCUCUAGAAGCCGGUGCCGGUCAACCGAAUCCCGAAGCAUAUGGCGAAUUUGCUGGUCUUGAGCAGCUAAAAGAGAACGCACAACCUCAGCAACAACAGCAACAAGCCCCGCCUCAGACUUCAGUCAUGGGUAAUACCGAAGGCUCGCCAUCAGCAACCCCUUCUGGUAGCAAACCUGCUGUCGGUACUGACGAAUGGCAUAAGGUGCGUCGCGACAAUCACAAAGAAGGUAAGAUAAUUGUUACGGACACCAAUCUGGUUGCUCGCUUCGAUCACUUGCUGACAGCUACACAGNUCGAACGUCGUCGUCGUGAGACGAUCAACGAGGGUAUCAACGAGCUCGCCAAGAUCGUACCUGGCUGCGAAAAGAAUAAGGGAAGCAUUCUCCAGCGUGCAGUCCAGUUCAUCACACAGCUUAAGGAGAACGAAUCUCAGAACAUCGAAAAGUGGACAUUGGAGAAGCUUUUGACAGAGCAGGCUAUUGCUGAACUCAGCGCAUCCUGCGAUAGACUUAAGGCCGAACUGAGUCAAGUCUACAAGGACUUGGACGCAUGGAAAAGAUGUGCUCAACGUUCUGGACUUGAACCUUCUGAUGAAGAUCGCGCCAACGCUUCUGGAAACCGGGACGAUGAUGCUUAG
Messenger RNA from Aureobasidium musti, 1020 nucleotides. The record is from the annotation of a GenBank genome assembly. NCBI's taxonomy places the organism in Eukaryota, Fungi, Ascomycota, Dothideomycetes, Dothideales, Saccotheciaceae.